AGACAAUCAGCAUCAUCCUGCUCCAGUUACAAAGUCUCCAAGGACCCUCCUGGACUCCUUCUCCCCAGGCCCCUGGAUGGGGUGUGAUGCCCCUCACCCUCCUGCUGCUGCUCUGGGGGCCCCUGGCCCUGAUGGAGACCCGGGCGGGCUCCCACUCCCUGAGGUGUUUCUACACCGCUAUAUCGUGCCCGGGCAAUGGCAAAUGCAAAGGCAAGGGCAAUGGCAACAGGGAGCCCCGCUACAUCGCCGUGGGCUACGUGGACGACACGCAGUUCGGGCGGUUUGACAGCGACUCUCAUGGUCAGAGUGUGGAGCCGCGGGCGCCCUGGGCGGGGCAGGUGGGGCAGAAGGAGCGGGAGGAGGAGAUGCUGCUCCAAAAGAACAGGGCACAGUGGUUCGAAGCGCUCCUGAGGGACCUGCCUGGCCGCUACAACCAGAGCGAGGACGGGUCUCACACCCUCCAGAGCAUGUUUGGCUGUGAAGUGGGGCCAGACCUGAACCUCCUUGGCGGGUAUGAAAAGUUCGCCUACGACGACACGGAUUUCAUCUCCCUGAGCGAGGACCUGCGCUCCUGGACCCCCGCGGACCCGAUGGCUGAGAUCACCCAGCGCGAGUGGGAGGCGGCGGGGAGGGCCGAGCGCGUCAGGAACAGUGUGCAGAGCAAGUGCUUCCCGUGGCUCCUCAGAUUCCUGAGUUUGGGGAAGGAGGUGCUGCAGCGCACAGAUCCCCCAAAGACACAUGUAACCCACCACCCCACCUCUGAGCAUGAGGUCACACUGAGGUGCUGGGCCCUGGGCUUCUACCCUGCGGACAUCACCCUGACCUGGCAGCGAGAUGGGGAGGACCUGACAGACACGGAGCUGGUGGAGAGCAGGCCUGGGGGGGAUGGAACCUUCCAGAAGUGGGCGGCUGUAGUGGUGCCUUCUGGAGAAGAGCAGAGAUACGCAUGCCAUGUGCAGCAUGAGGGGCUGCUGGAGCCCUGA
Talpa occidentalis (Iberian mole) is the source of this 983-nucleotide messenger RNA. RefSeq names its product class I histocompatibility antigen, Gogo-C*0203 alpha chain-like. Gene Ontology annotation, cellular component: external side of plasma membrane. NCBI's taxonomy places the organism in Eukaryota, Metazoa, Chordata, Mammalia, Eulipotyphla, Talpidae. Gene Ontology annotation, biological process: antigen processing and presentation of endogenous peptide antigen via MHC class I via ER pathway, TAP-independent; positive regulation of T cell mediated cytotoxicity; antigen processing and presentation of endogenous peptide antigen via MHC class Ib. The record is from RefSeq and is a predicted model, not a curated record. Gene Ontology annotation, molecular function: peptide antigen binding; signaling receptor binding.